Molecule: messenger RNA, 1227 nt
Organism: Postia placenta MAD-698-R-SB12
Lineage: Eukaryota; Fungi; Basidiomycota; Agaricomycetes; Polyporales; Adustoporiaceae
Product: glycoside hydrolase family 28 protein
Exons: 14
Coding region: 1-1227 (408 amino acids)
Biological process (GO): carbohydrate metabolic process
Molecular function (GO): polygalacturonase activity
Source: RefSeq, a predicted model, not a curated record
AUGCAGCCGUCUCUGCUAUUUGUGGUGGCCCUGGCCGCGGGCGCUCUGGCGUGGGACAAGAUCUGCGCCGUCCAGCCGCUCGGGGGCGGGCGCGACGACGGGCCCAGCAUCAACCAGGCAUUCAAGGAUUGCUCCGAGAACGCGGCGAUCAUCCUCGACAGCUACUAUAGCGUGAACACGCUAUUGCUAGCUGAGGGGCUCAGCCAUGUCGACAUCGUGCUCAGCGGGACGGUCCAGUACACUCCUAACAUCGCGUACUGGUCCCCGAACAGUCUGUAUAUGACGUACCAGAAUGCAACGACGUUCUGGUUCCUCUCUGGAAACUACAUUCAUCUGUACGGCGGUGGUACCAUCGACGGUAAUGGCCAGGUAUGGUGGGACACCUACAACGUUAGCCAGAAUUCCGGCACUGCAGGCGGCUCGUCUACGACAUUCGCGCGUCCCGUUCCGCUCACAGUCGGCAACGCAUCUAACGUCCUCGUGGAGGACAUCACCGAAAUUGGCUCGCCAUUCUGGUUCGUGUAUCAAAGCACGAACGUCACGUACAGACACAUCAACAUCAGCUCCGUCUCGUACUCCAGCGCGCCCACAGCAAACUCCGACGGCUGGGAUAUUUAUCGCUCCUCUUAUGUCACGAUCACAGACUCAACAGUGAACAACGACGACGACUGCGUCUCCUUCAAGCCAAACAGCACCAAUAUCGUCGUCAGUAACAUGUGGUGUAACGGCUCGCACGGUAUUUCCGUCGGCAGUCUCGGUCAGUACGCUGGCGAGACCGAUAUCGUUGCAAAUGUGUUUGUCAAAAAUGUGACGAUGCAGCAUGCACAGAACGGCGCGCGCAUCAAGGUCUUCGGCGGUAGCCCUUAUGCUAACAGCACAGCCGGAGGAGGCAGUGGCUACGUGAGGAACAUCACAUUCGAGGACUUCUAUGUCAAUGAUGUCGACAACCCCAUCUAUCUCAACCAGUGCUACUCGACGAGCGCUGAGGUCUGCGCGCAGUACCCAAGUAACCUGACCAUCUCUGACGUCCACUACAUCAAUGUAACCGGCACGUCAUCUGGCGCGGAGGGCAGUGUUGUCGUGGAUCUGGAGUGCUCCGCCGAGUGCGAGGACAUUACCGCAACAGGUACGGACCUAAGGUCCCCGAAUGGCACUGCAACGUACAUCUGCGAAAACAUCGCGACUGUGAGCGAGCUCGACUUCAACUGCACGGCGCCGAGCUCGUAG